Messenger RNA from Brettanomyces bruxellensis, 1599 nucleotides. RefSeq lists its product as uncharacterized. Bases 1 to 1599 code for a protein of 532 amino acids. Lineage: Eukaryota; Fungi; Ascomycota; Pichiomycetes; Pichiales; Pichiaceae. Gene Ontology annotation, cellular component: membrane. The transcript has a single exon. Gene Ontology annotation, molecular function: fluoride transmembrane transporter activity. Gene Ontology annotation, biological process: fluoride transmembrane transport. The record is from RefSeq and is a predicted model, not a curated record.
AUGGAGAAAUCAGAUAGCAAAGGUACCGUUAACGGAAGAGGGAAUAACAAAUCACAAAGUAAGAGUGAGAAAACUGUAACAUCUGAUGAUGGAAGCAGUCUUAAUGGUUUAAAUAACGGUAAAGCGUUGAAUAAUUCGAGUAAGAAGUCCAGACUUGAAAGUGUUGAAGAGGAACCAGAGAACAAUGCUGAUUUUACCGGGUCAGAUGAAUUCAUGGAUCCAAAUGUGGAGAAAAUUCCGACGCACACUAGAAGGAAGACAAACUUUUCUGAUAGAAAACCAAAGCUGGCAAGAUCGAUAAUGAAUUCUGAAGGUGACCGCAAUGCUAAUGAUUAUGAUGAGUCCGUCUUUUCCUCAAAUUCUUCCGACGGAUAUUAUGACGAAUCUGUGACACAGAGACCGGUGAUAUUACGAUCGAAUAACUUCCGCAGCUUAACAAAAAACAUCUCUGAUGAGCUAAAUAGGAAUUUUGAUGCAUUACCAUCUCUUCAGGAGAUACAGACAGCGAGUGAAGUGAAACCACUUGCAAAACCUCGCUUUAUCAGGGCAAGAGGUGUGGUGAACAUUGAGGAAGCCCCAUAUUCUAGAAGAUACCUAGUGCUUCUUCAGAUCAUGUUCGGAUCCAUUCUUGGUGUAAUGAGCCGUGUGGCGAUGAUCACUCUAACAAAUUACCAAGGUGCAUACAUAAAUUACCACCCAGGAACUUGCUUGUGGUGUAAUUUUGCUAGCUGCUUUGUGCUUGGGUUGUGCAACAACUUUUUCACAUUUUGGAGUAACGCACUUCGAAAUUCUGGAAAGCGUAACAUGAAGCAAUUGGCACUACACACGGGAAUAACAUUUGGUUUCUGUGGUGCCUUUUCCACGUGGGGUGCACUUUUAUCAGAGGUGGAUUUCAAGACGAUAGAUAUUGUUAAUGGCGGAACAAAACUUCCGGCAAGAGGAUACGGGGCGUUAGAAUUCUUCAGCGUUUUCUUUGUUCAGAUGUCUAUCUGUGUGACUGGAUAUGUUCUUGGAAAGGAUUUGGCUGCUCUUUUAGACAUUUGGUGGGUGACAAAGCGGGCUUUACGUCACUGGAACUAUGAAAACCUCCGAAGAGUUGAGAUUACUUUUGCUCUUUUUGGCACCAUCGGCAUCAUUGCGAACAUUGUCGUAGUUUGCACCCUUCCUAUGUCCAAUUGGUAUAAAAGAAAGUAUGCAAUCACUGUUCUAUUUGGAAUCCCGGCUGGCUUGUUACGAUUUUUCUUUUCCAGUUACAACGGUGUUUUACGUUGGAAAUGGUUUCCCGCUGGAACCUUAAUUUCAAAUGUGUGCUCUUCGACUAUCAUGGCCGUACUUAAUAUCCUUAUAUAUGGAUAUAAGGAUGAGAAGACGCUAGAGAUGAUUAUCAGCGAUGGACCGAAGAAGUAUAUUUUGAAGUCGCUCAUAUUGGGAUUUUGUGGCUGCCUCAGCUCCAUUGCCUCGGUUAUUAAUGAGCUAUAUAGUCUCGAACACCCAGUACAGAGGUAUGUGUAUUUUGGAGCUACGUUUCUCUUCUGCUGGAUCCCAAUAUUUGUUAUGGACUGCGUUUACGCAUGGGUCCGGGGCUUUAAUCCAAGCUGA